CACCGUCAACGCGAGUGCGACGGAGCUCCUCACGUGACGAUCUUCGUCUUCUCGUAGACGACGUUGGCUUACCUCAGGGCACUGCUCGGCCGCAACGUUGCACCGUCACGCACGUCAUUCCUUCGCACGGAGGGGAAACAGCUUCGUCGUGGUCGUCGUCGGGGAGAGUGGCGAACGGGCUGCUCGGUCCACCAGGUGCGAUCCUCUAGGGGUCGGAGCAGGAGAGGGCAGACGCGAGAGAUAAAUGACGUGAAAACAAUGGGUGGCUUGGAACGAGCGGGGGAGCCCGUGGUCGCGCGAGGCGGCACAAAAAAAGCCAGUCCGAGCUGUCCGAGCUGAUCUGGUCGACGAUUCACCUGCCGCGACGCGGAGCCACCUGUUACCGCGCCCCCGCCUCCUGGUGUGCGCCCGCCGGUGUCGGCGUCGCGUGCGAACACACGCAGACACGCACACGGCCGUUGGACGUAUUCGCGACGCAGGUGGACGCGCGCGCCGCGCCGCGUCCUUCAACCCUUUUGGACAUGCGUGCAUACGCGUGUGUCGCGCUCAUUAUUUUAAACGCCACGUGAGCGACUUAAGUCGGCGAUAAUCCAUGUCUGUAUGCACGUAAUUAAGAGAAAUGAUUAUGUACCUGAGACUCAAAGAUAACGUGAUUUACAGUGAUAUUGGCUUAAUUAACAUUAUUUGAAGUUUUGCAUUACAAUGACAGUAAUCGACGAAUAUAGGUAUUUUUGGCGAAGUUGUAAAAUUUUUCGAAGCUAAUCUUGCUCUUGCAGUACUUGCGGGAAAUAACUUUUCGCCAAACGGACGCUAAGAAUUCCAAAAAAAUUUGAUGUUACUCAUAUCGAUAAUUAUUAUUCGUUUAAUUCAGUAAAAUAUGAGUUUCAAAGCGGCCGAAUUUGAAUUGUACUCCGCAAGUGCGCGCGCAUUUAUUUUGUUUAAACUCGGAGCCGGCUGUGCGAGCACAUUGUGUCCACGACAGUAGUGUUUGCAUCAUACAAUUCAUAUGCUGGAAAACAAAUAAAACAGGCAGGAUGAUCAGGAACAGCGUGUGGAGACUGGGUCUCCUUGUUAGAGGAUGCCAAUAUCAUCGUACCUCGCCGUGGGUGACACCGAAAUGCACCGCAUGGUUUGCCAAGCGAUUUGUCUCGAGUGUGAAUCCGAGAUUCGUCAAGAGCACCGGUCGACGGUGGCGAAUUGUCGUUCCUGGAGUCGGCUUCUCACUACUUGCAGCAACGCAGUGGAACUACCUGCACAAGCAUGGAUAUCGGAUCGACGUGGAAGACAGACCAGAAUUGUUAAACGAUUUUAUGGCCACGUGCUAUUGUUGCCUGCCGCUGAGGAUAACCAGCAGAGUAUGGGGCUGGUUGACGAGCAUCGAGCUGCCAGUCAGUCUGCGACCGACGUUGUACGGCUUCUAUGCAAAUAUCUUUCAUGCUGAUUUGGACGAAAUUGAGCUGGACCUAUCCGCAUUUCCAAGCUUAGUGGAAUUUUUUGUAAGGAAGCUCAAGCAAAAUGCAAGACCGAUUGCCGAGAAUGCGAACAUGACUUCACCCGCGGAUGGUAAAGUGCUUUACUUUGGACCAGUAACUUCUUGCCGCGUGGAGCAAGUGAAAGGGGUAACGUACGAUCUUAGGCAGUUUCUGGGCGAUCGGAGUGGUUUCACGUGGGAUCAGAUUAUAAAAGAAACGAUGCAGAAGGACGAUUAUGUUAAUUCAUUAUUGAAGAAUCCAGACAAUAGGCUCUACCAACUUAUUGUUUAUCUGGCACCUGGUGAUUACCAUCGAUUUCAUAGUCCCACUGAUUGGAACAUAGAAUUUCGACGACACUUUCCAGGAAAACUACUGAGCGUCAAUCCAAAAGUGCUCAAAUUCAUGCCCAACUUGUUCUCGUUGAACGAACGCGUUGUGUACGUCGGGGAAUGGGCAGGUGGCUUCAUGGCGUACACGGCGGUUGGAGCGACAAACGUGGGCUCUAUAAGAGUUUACUGCGAUAAGGAAUUGGCAACCAACACGAUGCACUGGCCGGAAACCGUGUACUGGAAGGAGGCGAAAUUUGGUUACGCACGCAUCGCCAAAGGGGAACAGUUUGGUGAAUUUAGACUCGGAUCUACGAUCGUGCUUCUAUUCGAGGCACCGCAAGAUUUUCAAUUCUGUCUGCAGAUCGGUCAGACCAUUAAGGUUGGUCAGCCAUUGAGCACACUUUCCACCGACGAGUCUAGCAAGAAACAAAUCGGACGGCAGCAUUUGAUUAUGAACGUCGCGCAGGAUUGGAGAGAUAUAUGGAAACCUAGAGUAUAGAAAAUGAAAUUAACAAUUAAGAACUUUACUGGAGACUCAAAGAGACGUAUAGGCACGCUCGGCGUCUUUGCGCGAAGUUGAACUGUAGGCGCAAUAAAAAGAACACAGAGUCAUGAGAGACUCUAAAGACUUAGUUUACUCGAGUAAGUAUCGAUCCUGUGAUUACUUGUGCACGUAGCCGCGUUCGUGCGCGAGAAAUUCGUCAGCUCAUGCGGUUUAUCUAAAAUUAUAUGUAAAUACAUCUUUCGUUAUAUACAGAAUUAUACUUGUUCGUUACUUUAAUUGCGUGAUGCCAAGCAUCACGCGAAAGACGGUGAUUUAUAAUAGAUUUGACACAGUUGAUUUAUUGUUACGGCAGGGUAAACGUGUUACCGUGCAACACGUUUCUCCUGUGAAGCUUCACACGAUUACGAUGAAAAGCUCAACGGAGCAAGCCCAUUAGUAUGAGAAAACGGUACUUUUCUUUCUUUGUGCGUCACCGCCGAUAGAGGUCGAAUCGUAAACUGUUUUAGUUGCAUGCCAAAUCGAUCUUUGUUUGCAGUUAAGUCGCCCGGUCAAGGCCGUUAGAUGAAACACUUUCCUCAAUUAAAGCUCUAACUCUUUUUUUUUUUAAAGUAACAGAAAGUAACAGAACGCGUAUAUCUCAAGUCCCCACGCGUACGUAACGCCGGUCUUACAUGUUGACCCCGUUAUAUAUUUUUAUAGCAGUACUUUUGCUGAUCCUCUAUAUCGUUAAUGUUACUUCAGAAAAAUUCGCAUUAAAUCGAAGUGUCUUUUGCCUUCGGUUUGUGCAAUGCGGGCAAGCAUGACUUCGAUGACCUUAGUCUAUAAUUAAUUAUAAUACGAAUUCUCAAUUGCGCAGAUAUAUUUUAUGAUACAUCUAUUUUUUAUGAUAUGCAACGCAUAAAAGAAUAAAAAGAUCAAUUAUAAAGAGUA
This is a messenger RNA of Solenopsis invicta (red fire ant), 3236 nucleotides long. RefSeq names its product phosphatidylserine decarboxylase proenzyme, mitochondrial (gene Pisd). Gene Ontology annotation, molecular function: phosphatidylserine decarboxylase activity. The coding region runs from base 1035 to 2300 and encodes 421 amino acids. NCBI's taxonomy places the organism in Eukaryota, Metazoa, Arthropoda, Insecta, Hymenoptera, Formicidae. Gene Ontology annotation, biological process: phosphatidylethanolamine biosynthetic process. The transcript is spliced from 5 exons. The record is from RefSeq and is a predicted model, not a curated record. Gene Ontology annotation, cellular component: mitochondrion.